CCUAAACACGUAACUCAGAUGUACACUGGUGUUUGGUUGGAGUAGCUGGUGUGUGUGGACCUGUGGAAGUGUGAGUGCUUUGCAUGCACAGUCCAGCUGGAGGGUUUGUGAGGACAGUGAGUGCAGCUACUGGAGUCAUGGUUGCUCGGUUGUUAAUUGCAAGGUUUUUACUGCUUUAUGUUUUGAGUGAUGUGAACUAUUCCUCGGCUUUUCCAAGAGCCACAAGUUCUGUGCAGCCUAGAGCAUGGCAGGGUGGAAGAGGGGAACAAGAUGUGUAUGGAAAUCCUCGUCCUUUCCAGUACAUGAGGGCUCUGAGGCCGACGGAUCCAAUGAUCUACCCUAACGUGCGUGAUCAGGUUCAAGUCGAAUCCCCAACAUCAUAUCUUCCACGCUCUAAUAUUCCUACCCACAGACCCAUGGAAACAUCUCUGCUCCAGCCACGAGCACACAGAAACCAUCUUGUGGCCAAGCCCAGGAGCUUUAACAUAAGCCUGAGGAUUCCUUUUGCUCACACUCGUGAUGGUGCUUAUCGUCCUCGGUACGGACCAAGCGGCCUUAUUAUUGACAACAGUUUUAAUAAUCCCCGCAGAGACCAUGCCCAUGAUCCUUCAAACCUGGGCUACCAGUUCAGCUUAUACGUUCCCUUUUCACGUGGUUCUCCACGCCCCCCAGGUGGCCAGGAACAUCACGGUGGACGUCGACACAGGCCUGAGAAAGACGAUUUGGGUCGUCAAACAGAGCACUUGCCAGUUCAUACAAGGCCGUACCCUGACCAGCAUCGUGAGGAUCACGAGCAUCGUGAUGAAGGCCGCCUGCAGGAGUUUGCAUUUCCAAAGCCAGAUGGACCAGAACACCCAUCAAGGCUGCGUCAUCCUCAAAGAUAUGUCGACCCUUACAGUGGCUACUACAACUCCCAGAUGAAUCCUACGUGGAAUGACUACUGGUGGCAUUACCGUGGACCUCACUGGGGUCAUGUAAAGCAUCAGUCUUCUGACCCUUGGCCAAAUUUCCAUCGGUCAGCUUCAGACUGGCAUGGAUGGAAGAGAUGACCCAAACUCACAGGGCAGAGCUGCUGCAGCAGUGGGUGGGCACAUCUACGGCCCCCGACAGAGCAGUUGGGCGAGCACCUCCACAUCGCUUUGGUCUGACCCCACUUUUUGUCUGCUUCCUUCUUAGCUGGAAUAUGGUCAGAGGAUGAGGAGGCAGAAUAAAGGGACAGAAAUAUCUUCUAAAGGUUUUGAUAAGUCUGGUGUGGCUGAGAAAAGUGCAGCCUCAUGUCUUUAGUAAAUCUAAAGACUCUAUAGCACCCCCAAGAGGCUGAAAUGUUUAUUACAAUGAAUGAGCACUUUUAAACAUGCAAUUAUUCAAGCUGUUACACAGUAUUACUGUUUAUGACCAAAAUGAGGUUGCAUGGAAGAAACUGUCUUCUAUGGUGUCACCAAUGAAUGCAUCUGUGUGA
Molecule: messenger RNA, 1459 nt
Organism: Oreochromis niloticus (Nile tilapia)
Lineage: Eukaryota; Metazoa; Chordata; Actinopteri; Cichliformes; Cichlidae
Exons: 4
Coding region: 84-1049 (321 amino acids)
Source: RefSeq, a predicted model, not a curated record